UCAACGGCACAGAGCGUCGCUUCUACUUAGCUAUUAUCGUCAAAAUACCAUCAAUUGGUGGAGGUCGAUAACAAGGUAUAUAAUGUGUGAUAGUGACCACGAGAUGUCGUAGGAGUUUCGUUCAAAUAAAUGUGAAAUUUUGAAUUGUUAUAUUGUAAUUUCGUUUAAAAUAUUAAGAUUUCAUGAGACUGCGUCGCGGGAAUGAAUUUUUGACGUCCGACACGACGACGCCAAUUGGCAAUUCCCUUUAAGUUAAGACCCGCUCCAGUGUGAUAUUUUUGUAUUUUGUUCAAUCCAUGUGUGAACAUAUGCCAAAUCACAUUAACGAGAGAACAUUUCUUAUGAAAUCAAUGUCGUCAGGAUUUGAAAAUAUAAAACUAGAGAAAUGUGACGUCCUUAUGGCAUUAUAUACUGACUAAAACAACUAUUUUAUGCUUUGAAGUAAAAAUCGACAGUUAUUGAAUACAAUAGUGUGGGGAAUUCAUUUUAUUUCUAAUCAAAAUCACGGGACCUAUCUGAAUGUUAAUUAACCAGAUUAUAUUGAAGAUUAAACUUUACAAUUGGGUUCGUGGUAUGUUUGAUGAAAAAUUAAUUACUUAUAAAAGAUAACAGCGCAACAUCAACAAAGCACAACUUUGUCAAACCAAUAUUUUUCCGUAUUACAAUUUCAAGCAUCAGGACAUGUUUCAGUUUUCGAUUGCAUUCAUGAUUCGAUUUUAUAAACUUUGUGUUGUUUAUGGAAUUUAUGUAUUUUAAACCUCAUGUUUUGUCUGAUUUUCAGGUACUCUAUCAUUUUUAUUUGAGCUUAUUGUAGGGAAUGAAUAAUAAGUACGUCGUGUUCCAACACAAUUAAUAUGGAAGAAAAACCUCAUGCUUGCGAAUAUGUGGUAAAAAAUUACUAAGCCAUGUUAUUUGAAAUACCACAUGCGAACACAUACAGGAGAAAAAACUUCAUACCUGUGAAAUAUGCGGAAAAGACUUUUAUUGGUUGAGUAGAUUAAAAAUCCACAAACGAAUUCAUACUGGAGAAAACCUCAUGAUUGUGAAAUAUGUAGAAAAGAUUUUGUCAGUAAAGGUGAAUUGAAAAAUCACAUGUAUACGCAUACUGGAGAACAACCUUAUGCUUGCAAAAUAUGUGAUAAAAAAUUUACUAAGCCAUCCUCUUUGAAAUACCACAUACGAUACCAUACUGGAGUAAAACCGUAUGCUUGUGAAAUAUGUGGAAAAGAUUUUACAACAUUGGGUGUUUUGAAAACAGCAUAUUCGAAUCCACACUCAGAAAAACCUCAUGCAUGUAAAAUAUGUGGAAAAGAUUUUACAUGGCCAAGUAAUUUGAAACGCCACAUACGCACACAUACUGGAGAAAAGCGGUAUUCUUGUGAAAUAUGUGGAAAAAAUUUUGCCAUCUCAAGUCAUUUAAAAAAGCACAUGCGGACACAUACUGGAGAAAAAACCUCAUGUUUGCACAUGCGAACGCAUACUAGAGAAAAACCUCAUGUUUGUGAAAAAUGUGGGAAAGAUUUUUCCCGAAAAGGUAGUUUAGAAACACACAUGCGAAGCCAUACUGGAGAAAAACCUUAUGCUUGUGAAAUAUGUGGGAAAGAUUUCCCAAAUACAAGUAAUUUAAAAAUGCACAUGCGAAUCCAUACUGGAGAAAACCUUAUCCUUGUGAAAAAUGUGGGAAAGAUUUUUCCCGAAAAGAUAGUCAGUACCAUUGAUCCGAAAGUUGAUAUGGAAGAACAACAUGAUUGUGAAAUACCUGGAAAAGAUUUUACAAAAACAAGUAUUUUAAAAUUCCGCAUGCGAAUGCACACUGAUAAAAAACCAUAUGCGUGUGAAAUAUGUGGGAAAGAUUUUACCAGGACAAAUGAUUUGAAAAGGCACAUGCGAAUGCAUACUGGUGAAAAACCAUAUGCUUGUGAAAUAUGUGAAAAAGAUUUUGCCAGGAAAAGUGAUUUGAAAAGGCACAUACGAAUGCAUACUGGUGAAAAACCAUAUGCUUGUGAAAUAUGUGGUAAGGGUUUUGCUUGGACAAGUGAUUUGAAAAAGCACAGCCGAAAGCAUACUGGUGAGAAACCCUAUUUCUGUAGAAUAUGUGGAAGAGAUUUUGCUUGGGCGAGUGCUUUGAAAAAACACAUGGAAACGCAUACUGGAAAGAAACCUUAUACCUGUGAAAUAUGUGAUAAAGAAUAUGUAAGGUUGCAUCAUUUUAUAUUCCACAUACAAACCCAUACUAGAAAAAAACUUUAUGUCUGUGAAAUAUGUGGGAAAGAUUUGGCAAGGAAAGAUCGUUUGAAAAAGCACAUGCAAACGCAUACUGGUGCACAACUUUAUGCUUGUGAAAUUUGUGGGAAAGAUUUUGCCAGAACAAAUUAUUUGAAAAAGCACAUGCGAACCCAUACAGGAGAAAAGCUCAGUGCUUGCGAAAUAUGUGGAAAUAAUUUUGUCUGGACAAGUAAUUUGAAAAGGCACAUGCGAAUGCAUACUGGGGAAAAAUCUCAUGCUUGUGAAGUAUGUGGGAAAGAUUUUGCAAGAUCAGAUUACCUAAAGCUACACAUAAAAUGUCAUAUUGUUACGAAAGUGACUAAUCGACUGAAUACAAUUGAUAAAGUUUAUAUGGAUGAAUCUUAUGGUUGUAAAAUAUGUGGGAAUGAUUUUACAAAGCCAAAUGUUUUGAAAUAUCACAUGCUUAAGCACACUGAUGAAAAACCAUAUACUUGUGAAGUAUGUGAAAAAGGUUUUAUCUGGACAAGUAAUUUGAAAAUGCAUAUGCGAACACAUACUGGAGAAAAACCAUAUUCUUGCACAAUAUGUGGGAAAGAUUUUACUUCGACAAGUGAUUUGAAUAAGCACAUGCGAACACAUACUGGGGAAAAACCUUAUGCUUGUGAAAUAUGUGGGAAAGAUUUUGCUAUACAUGGUAGUUUGAAAAGCCACAUACAAACUCAUACUGGAGAAAAACCUUAUACUUGUCAAAUAUGUGGUAAAGGUUUUGCUCUGACAAGUUAUUUAAAAAAGCAUGAGCGAACACAUACUGGAGAUAAACCUUAUGCUUGUGAAAUAUGUGGGAAAAAUUUCGCUUGGACGUGUGAUUUGAAAAAGCACAUUCAGACGCAUACUGGAAAAAAACCUCAUGCUUGUGAAAUAUGUGGAAAAGGUUUUGCAAGGCGGCAGCAUUUGAAAAGUCACCUACUAACGCAUACUGGUGAGAAACCAUAUUCUUGUAAAAUAUGUGGGAAAAAUUUUGCCUGGGCAAGUUGUUGGAAAAACCACAUGCGAACACAUACUGGAGAAAAAAUUUGUGCUUGUAAAAUAUGUGGAAAAAGUUUUGUCUGUAUGGGUGAUUUGAAAAGACACAUGAGAACGCACACUGGAGAAAAACCACAUGCCUGUAAAUUAUGUGGAAAAGAUUUUGCUAGGAAAAGUCGUUUGAAAUGCCACAUGCAAACACAUACUGGAGAAAAACCUCAUGCAUGUGAAAUAUGUGGAAAAGAAUUUGCAAGGCUUCAGUAUUUGAAACGGCACAUGCAAUCCCAUACUGGUAGAAAACCUUAUCUCUGUAAAAUAUGUGGGAAAGGUUUUACCAGCACAAGUGAUUUGAAAAAGCACAUGCGAACACAUACGGGAGAAAGACCUUAUACUUGUAAAAUAUGUGAAAAAGCUUUUGCAUGGCCAAAUACUUUGAAAUGCCACAUGCGAACACAUACUGGAGAAAGACCUCAUACUUGUGAAAUAUGUGAAAAAGCUUUUGCAUGGCCAAAAAAUUUGAAACGCCACAUGAAAACACAUACUGGAGAAAUACGUGGGAAAGACUUUUAAAGUCUGCAUCAUUCAGAAGGCCACAUACAAACCCAUACUAAAGGAAAAAAUUGGUAAAAAAUGAGGGAAAGAUUUUGCCUGGACAAGUAAUUGUAUAUGCAGCCAUAUUUGUGAAGAGCCACAAAACCCACCAGACUCUCUUAUAA
Molecule: messenger RNA, 3965 nt
Organism: Styela clava
Lineage: Eukaryota; Metazoa; Chordata; Ascidiacea; Stolidobranchia; Styelidae
Source: RefSeq, a predicted model, not a curated record